AACUACGUCAAAUGCGCACGCGGACGCACCGAAUGCCGCAACCGUGGAACGGGCCGCCUCGCCGUCGCCCUCUUUGUUUUCGGGUGAUGUUGAUCUGUUAACCGUUUCGGGUGGCUCCACGCUCCUCGCUGCCGCCGGAACACCAAGAGGUGUUUGGGAGGCGGAUUUAGAGUUGACGCGCUGUGCUUCGCGUCCACCCUUCGCUCGGUCGGGUUUCGCUGGAUUGGCCCGAGGUGAAUUCCAUGCAAUAGACUCUCCCACCGCGCACGGAUUGCGGUAUAUAAACAGCAUGGCCAUCGCACAUUCCAGUGGGUCUAAAUAUAUCUAUUAAGGCCACAAGAGGGGGGAGGACUUAUGUAGGGGCACCGGGGGGUAGGUAGGGGGGGGGUGUUAUCCUGGGACGUUCCACUGUCGUGGUGAACUCGCACCACUCGAAUUAUCUUCCGGGGAGAUUUGACCGUCGGGCUGUUGUCGCGUCCCGCAAGAGGAGAACUACGGUCCCGAUCCACCGACCAUGCCCUCCGGGUACAACGCGAGAGCCAGGGCGCGGGAGAGAAACAGCGUCCUGAGCAGACCCGAGUUCGUGUCCCUGAACCAGCCCCCCCGCGGCGGAGGUAACGGCGCCGGGGCCGGCGGCGGCGGCGGCAAUGGAGGCGUCCCGUCCGAGAGCCGAGGCGGCGCCAGGCGACCGGCUCCGAUCAAGCACCAAACGAGCCAGCCGGGCGAAGAGCCCGCCGACAGCGGCAGCAAAAUGCCGGAGGAGGACUGCAUGCAGCUGAACCCUUCCUUCAAGGGGAUAGCGAUGAACUCCCUCCUCGCCAUUGACAUAUGCCUGUCCAAGCGCAUGGGGUUGUGCGCCCACACGUCUUCUUCUGGGGCGGCUGCCGCUUCCAUGGUGUCCAUGCUGGCGCACGGGCACGGCAUCACGUGGAUCGUUGGCACCAUAGUUGUGUCUGGUAGGAGUAACACCCUUGCAGCAGGAAAAAGACUUGUUGUUCUGAUUGACUCGCUCUUUGUCGACGUCCUGACGGUGGCUGGGAUCCAGAGGCUGGUGAAGCGCAGAGGACCCUGGGAGAUGACGCCGGGCCUCCUGGACUGCGUCGCGAUGGACAUCUACUCCUUCCCCGCCGCCCACGCCAGCCGGGCCGCCAUGGUCUCCAAGUUCCUGCUGUCUCACCUGGUGCUGGCUGUGCCGCUGCGCAUCCUGCUGGUGCUCUGGGCCCUCCUGGUGGGCGUGUCCCGGGUGCUGCUGGGGAAGCACCACCUGACGGAUAUGGUGUGUGGCUUCGCGCUGGGCUUCCUCCACUUCAGCCUGAUGGAGACGGCGUGGCUCUCGUCGAGCACCUGUCAGAAUCUUAUUUCCAUCAGCACGCUCAGCUGGAGCCCCUUUUUCUGAGCUUUUGAUGUACGGCUGUGCUCACACAAAAGGCUUGUUUGAUACGCUAACCUCCCAGCGUGGAGGACGUAGGUCUGAUUGGGGUUGUUUUUGUAAGGGUUUGGAGUUCUUAUCGCAGGGAGUGAACAGGCAAACAUUCAUAUUGAGGAAUCAGAGGCUGGCUGGCGUGUAAUAUAUCAAGUAUUAUGUAGGCAUCCACGAAACCUUCAUAGGUGCCUAGUAGCUUCAGUCAUACCUGGUAAAACACACACCUACUGCACCUUAACAUAAGUCAGGUACUAAUUAUGAAAGGAGAAUGAAGACAUCUGCAAACUCGCAAUGAUUUGGUCAUAGUUUACGUAGGAUUUUUAAAGAUCUCUUUUGUAUCGAUUUGGGACUCUGACGCAGUACUAAAGCUGGUGCCAUUUAUCAAUAACUUGAAAGCCUUUCUAUUCUGCAAAUCAUCUUUGCCAUCUUUAUUUGUUUUACUUCCCUUCUACUUCUUCCUCUUUCUCAUUUGUUUUGAAUAUUCAUGUUUUUCGGAAUAGUGAAACUACGAUGGACACUGAACAGUGUAAAGUUACAAUAUGAAUGUAACACUAAAGUGUAUGAAGUGACUGUCUGGAUAUUCCACCUUGUUCCCUCUUCGGCAUGGCUAUUAUGUUUGUAUAUUUCUGAUGGGACUCUGUUCUCCUUGCCAAGUGUUUGUCAAAUAUGAGCUUAUUUUGAUAUCACUGGGGUAUCCGUUCCUCAUAAUGUCCCAUUAAUGCUUUCAUGAGUCUAAUGAUGUUUUUAUGGCACAUAUUUCAGCUCUUUCAUUUCAGGCCGCUGCAGUCUGCACAUCAGCCAAACAGAUGCUUAUGUACGGUCAAUGAUGCUGAUUCUGUGCCCCACAAAACCACUGGAGCGUGUGUGAGUGUGGGUGAAUGCAUGCAUGAAUAUUGACAUACAAAGUAUCAGUAUCUGUUCAGUUUGGAACAGAAUGUUUUUUAUGGACCUUUGAAUGACGCUUGCUGUUUUUCGUUGCAAACUUGUUUUGUAGUUUGAUGUGUAAAUACAUUAUUUUUUCUCUUGCAUUAGCUUGCGUAGUUCUGUACAGGGAUCUGUAGGGCGUGUUUUUUCACAGCAUCAAUAAAAACGAGGCUGGCUGUCUGUAAACCAUU
Messenger RNA from Gasterosteus aculeatus aculeatus (three-spined stickleback), 2538 nucleotides. NCBI's taxonomy places the organism in Eukaryota, Metazoa, Chordata, Actinopteri, Perciformes, Gasterosteidae. The record is from RefSeq and is a predicted model, not a curated record.